This is a messenger RNA of Acipenser ruthenus (sterlet), 6038 nucleotides long. Its product is annotated as uroporphyrinogen decarboxylase-like. The record is from RefSeq and is a predicted model, not a curated record. Gene Ontology annotation, cellular component: cytosol. Lineage: Eukaryota; Metazoa; Chordata; Actinopteri; Acipenseriformes; Acipenseridae. Bases 136 to 1245 code for a protein of 369 amino acids. The transcript has 10 exons. Gene Ontology annotation, biological process: heme biosynthetic process. Gene Ontology annotation, molecular function: uroporphyrinogen decarboxylase activity.
UGACAGCGAAGCACCACGAUCAAAGUUACAGAACUGAUCAGUGGGGAUCUACUUGUUACUUGGCUCAUCGGCUUACGUGAAGAACGGCGUUGAACAUCAUUGAUACACAUACAUUGGAACUGGGUCACUGUUGACAUGGAGCAGGACAAUUACAUUCUGCCAAAGAAUUUUCCAGAACUGAAAAAUGAGACCUUUCUGCAGGCUGCCAGAGGGGAGGAAACCCAGCAUGUGCCCGUGUGGUGCAUGAGACAGGCAGGCAGAUACCUGCCAGAGUUCAGGGAGGCACGUGCUGGAAAAGAUUUCUUUGAGACAUGCCGAUCUCCAGAAGCUUGCUGCGAGUUGACGUUGCAGCCUUUGAGACGAUUCCCCUUUGAUGCUGCUAUCAUCUUCUGUGAUAUUUUAGUCGUCCCUCAGGCGCUGGGCAUGGAGGUGCUGAUGGUUCCAGGGAAGGGCCCCACGUUCCCAGAACCCCUGAAAGAGCCGGAGGACCUGCUGCGUCUCAAACCCCAGGUGGAUGUGGCAGCCGAGCUGGGUUACGUCUUCAAGGCCAUCACACUGACUCGCCACAAACUGGAGGGCAAGGUGCCACUCAUCGGCUUCACGGGUGCACCAUGGACACUGAUGACGUACAUGAUUGAGGGGGCUGGCUCCCCCACCAUGUCGAAGGCAAAGCGCUGGCUCUACUGCCACCCGGAGGCCAGUCAUAAGCUGCUGCGGCAGCUCACCGAUGUCAUUGUGGAGUAUCUUCUAGGGCAGGUCAGCGCCGGUGCACAGGCCCUGCAGGUGUUUGAGUCCCACGCCGGCUGCCUGGGCCCAGUGCAGUUCAACGAGUUUGCCUUGCCCUACCUGCGGGACAUCGCACGCAGAGUGAAGGAGAAACUCAAGGAGUCAGGUCUGGACAUGGUGCCCAUGAUUGUUUUUGCCAAGGAUGCCCACUAUGCCCUGGAGGACCUCUCGCAGUCCCGCUAUGAGGUAGUCGGCCUGGACUGGACUGUUGACCCCAAAGAAGCUCGGGAGAGAACAGGAGGCCGGGUGAGCUUGCAGGGCAACAUGGACCCCUGUGGUCUUUAUGCUCCGAAGGAGAAGAUUGGUGAGAUUGUGAAGAAGAUGGUGGAGGGAUUUGGUACCCAGCGGUACAUCGCUAACCUGGGUCAUGGCCUGUACCCGGACAUGGAUCCGGAUCACGUGGGUGCUUUUGUGGAGGCUGUUCACACUCACUCGAAGCAGCUCCAGGAACAGAAAUGAAGCCCUUUUCAGAAUUAAAACCAUGGGACAGAUUUACAAAGCUCUUGCCCCAUUGCAAAGUUUCACAAAAGGAAGAUGGUAGGGUUUUCUCUAUUUAUUAAAUAAAAAAAUAAAUAUAUAUAUAUAUAUAUAUAUAUAUAUAUAUAUAUAUAUAUAUAUAUAUAUCUCAAUUUGAAUAGCAUUGCAAACCCAAAUUCACUUUUUAAAUUUUUUUUAUAUAUACUAAAUAUUUCUCCACCACCUUAGAACCAUGUCCUUUUGAAAUAUUUUGCCCAAAUACAAUAGACAUUAUUUCACCAGAUCAAACCAUUUUGGAAUCUUAAGAGGAAACAUCAAUGUUGAAGACUGCAUUAUUUACCACAAAGGCAUAUUGAUGCUGCUGUCAGAGGGAAGGUGGGACCUGAGGUGGUUUUAAAAAGGAAAAAUAUGGACAAUGUUUAUAGCUGUUGGUUGUAGUUCAUAAUUGGCAAAUUUAAGACCAACAGCCUUUAUUUAUGAGGUCCACCAGCUUUUCUGCUUUACCAAUCAUGCAGAAUGAAAACAGUUUCAGAGAACAAAGGGAAUUAUUGUCAGUAUUUUUUGGGCCGCAGCUGCAGCGUGUAUGAUUAGUUUAUUAUAAAUCUUUAUAAAAUCAAUUUGCAGAUUACAUGACUGCAGUUUAAAAAAUAAAUAAAUAAAUAAAUAAAAGCAGUAUUGACUGUAUGACUGACAUUUCCUGUCCAUGUACGUUGUGUUUUAAAUGUAAUUGCAGUAAUGAAUUUAUACUUUAAUUUCAAAACUCCCUAAGGCCACCUUAAAAAAAACCAUGCCUGGGGCCUUGCAAUAAAGCUCAAUCUUUCAGCAAAUCAGAAAGCCUGAAGAGCCAGUCUGCUCCUGGAGACAGCAGGCUCUACAUCAUUUGUCACGGCCAAUGCUAUCAGCUUUUUAUCAGAUCUGAGGAUUUUGGAAGGUCUUGGCUAUGAUUGAUUUAAAUAUUAACAAUCCUGAUGGAGAUGUAUGGGCUUAUCCCCGGUGGUUUAUUACAGAUCCAUACUAAAGAUUUGCGUCAACAUCACAUUGUUCUGUAUCAUCGGUGCUUAUCAAACCUCUCUCUCCUCAUACCAAAUCAGGAUUUGGGACAGUCUUAUAAUACAGCCUCAGAAAGACCAAACCAUGAGCAGUAAACAAUACUGACAGAUCUGGGACUGUAUCAGUGUAGAUAUAACUGUAAUAAUGCGUUUAGUAUGACGUAGCGAGCACAACACAAAACAAUCAUAAUAGGUUGUUAGUUCCAACUUGAUCUUAAUACAAAACCUUUUAUAACACAUACAGAACAGUGAAAUUUAAUUUAAAUCAAUCCUCACAUUUUGUGGCUCACCAUAUGUUUUGCCCCAAUAAACCCCCUUCCCCCACAUACACAACAGAUAGCAGCCGUGGGAGCGAAUGGACCAGGUGGGAAAACCAAUUAUUCCCUCAUCUCGCUGCAUGUCACUAACUGAAAUCAGCUUUCCAGAGGGAUAAACCCAAUCGCCAUGAAAGGGAAUAAUGCACUCAGCAGCCAACAAAAGCAAAUCAUACAUAUUUAACAGCAGGAAAAGUUUGAAGUUCAUAUAUAGAACUCAACGAGCCUCAGAACUGAUCAGCCGUAUAAGGUAGAGAUCAGGCAAGGGAUGUGAGAGAGAUUAUUAUUAUUUGUUUAUUUAGCAGACGCCUUUAUCUAAGGCAACUUACAGAGACUCGGGUGUGUGAACUAUGCAUCAGCUGCAGAGUCACUUACAAUUACGUCUCACCUGAAAGACAGAGCACAAGGAGGUUAAGUGACUUGCUCGGGGUCACACAAUGAGUCAGUGGCUGAGGUGGGAUUUGAACCGGGGACCUCCUGGUUACAAGCCCUUUUCUUUAACCACUGGACCACACAGCCUCCUAUGAGAUAUAUAGAGAUACAAAAUACUCCCUCUGAAUGGCAGAAAAAAAUAUCACUGACAAUCCCCAUAAUUAUUCUAUCAAAAAAAGUAGUACCAUUCAGAAGGUGGUAUCUGGUCGGACAUGUGCCACACCAAACGUGCACCAGCACUACGUACUGCCAAAAACAGACACUUUUGCUCUUUAACAUUAUUUUGUUCUACAAAAUUGGCAACAUUUUUAUGAAAAUCAUAUCAAGAUAACAAAUACAAUUCACACUUUCAAAAAAAUGGUAGUUCAACAUGCUUGUGUGCUUCCAUGGUCAGAUUUCAGUAUCAGGGUCAAAAAGCCAGUUGGGUGGUAAGGGGAUGGGCAGUGUUGCAGACUCAGCAGGGAAAGCUGCAGUAGGGACCAUUUUUAUAAAUGGCAGAAAAUGAUACACCAACAGACUACUUUUGAAAUGUUUUGAAAUCUUCCAGAUAGACACCAUCCACUGAGGCCAAAUUAAUUCUAACAAAAAAAAACAAAACAAAAAAAACCCCACACACCACACACCUAAUCCUAUCCUCUUAAGUCAUUAACUGCAGACUCCUGCCAAGAUAAUGCAUUGCCUCAUUUAGAAAGACGAUCAAUCUACCCAGACUACUGUUGCCACCAAAUGCUGAUAGGCUUGACUUUUCUCAGUACCAUAUUCAGUUAUGUGGGAAGCAGCAUCGUCAAGAACCCCAAUUAAUCAGCAUCACAAGAUAUCAUGAACUGGCUGUCUGGGAGCCUGGCUGGGGGAGCGUGAGUGUUUGCAAGAUGAGGACACCUGCAGCUUCACCAGUCCUGCCACUCAGCAGGUGUUACUGUAAAAGAAAUGGCUUCAAAAUUAAGAAAAUGAACCUCAAACCUUUUCAGACGACCAUAACAAGGUAGCACAGUAUAAAUGUAUUUGUCUAGGAGACCCUUUUCACCAUAUAAAAUUUAAAAGGAAAGACUAUUGUUGAAUAGCCAUUUUAGAUAAUGUAAAAUAUAAAAAUUCCUGUAGUAUUCAUAAUUGUUGCUUUUGGCUGCAGUACUUGAUAUGAUUAGUGGAGUUUUGCCCCUGUUCAACUGUCAAGCUCUGAGUGAGUUCAAGGCUGGGUCCCAGUACUCUAUCACUGGACUUGUACAGCAUCCUUUCCUGAAAAAUGCUUAAUCAUUUCAGUAAAAUGUCAGGAAAAAGUUCCACAGGCAAGACUUUUCCAUUUGUGAUGUUAUUGAAGAUAAAAAGGAAGAGAACAAAUUGUGUUCCACACUUUAUUCAUAAAAAAGCACUGAAAUUUCAACAUAAAAUCAUAUAAAAUGGUAGUAGCAUUACAUAAAUAGUAUUUUUUUUGUUUGACAUUAGCUCAAGGUUGCACAAAAAAAUUUGAUUAACGAUACUUGUGGCAACAAAUACUGAAUACCUUUCUUUUUUCAGUAGCACAAAGAGGCAACAUUAAACACUCUUAAAUUAAAAAUUUGAAUCUAAAAAACAGUAGAUAACAAAACUAGUCAAUAUUCUCUACCAGCGCUUAUUUCCUUCUAAAAUCUAGGACAGAUUAAAACACUGGUAUAGUUAACACAAAGACACUUGGUAAAAAAAAAAAAAAAAAAAAAAAAAAAAACUAAUUUUGUAAUGCAAUUGGACCUAAAGUAUAACAUUUUCACAUGAAGCACUAAGAAGAUACAACUAGGUUAGAUAUUAAUGCAACAGAAUUAACCUUUGUACUGAGACAAAGAAUUUUAGAAAGGCAACAGUUUUGAAUUCAAGAUAAAUACUUUAGCGGUUGUCCUUGUGCACAUUUGAAUUUUGUGCAGGUGUCAUACUGUUUGACUUUGCUUUACACCAGGUCUUGAAUCCAGGUAAUCUCAGGCCACAUCCACAAUGAGGUUACUAACCUGACGACAUCCCAACAGAACUGGACAGACCUUCCCCACGCUAGGCAACCACCGUAACCCACUUUCUAAAAUCCCUUCACAGAUUUUUCAAAUCUAGUUAUUACUACUAAAUAUAAAAGUGAGUAAUGCUAGAAAAGCUUACUAAUGUGGUUAAACAGUUGGACACAGACUGGAACGGGAGCUUCCCAUCCCUAUUGGAGAAGAAAGGUUUGUGUAACAAUCUUGUGAUUUACCAAAAAAAAAAAAAAAAGAAACUUAAUAAAAAAUGAGCACAAACCUAAAGGCCCACAACUGGCUCUCAUUUCUGUACUUUUAUACUGUAUACAAAAAAAUAAAAACAUGUUUGCCACGUUCCUCAUUGAAGUCUCAGCUGAGGUGCAGGUGUACUGUUCAAAUCAUCCUCAUUCUGGCAAGCUUUAAAUCCAGCUGUUGUAUAGAAUAAAUGUGAAUUUGACAGUACCCGUGUUCUUUCAUUUAAGCUUCUUAGCGUAGCCUGAAAUCUGGCCCUUUGCUUUACUUAAGAUUUUACGCAGAUUCUUAUGAUGUUGGAUGUAGGAGAUGUUGGGACAGUUAACAUUACUCCAUAGUUCUGCAUAGACUGGUGCUUUAGUUUAUCCUGUUACCGUUUUAUUUUAUUUUUAUAAAAUACUCUGCCUCUCGCACAACACAGCCAAACAAUAUAAAAUGAAAUAACCCCCAAAAAAACAAAAAACAAAACAAAAAAACACCCAGAAACAGGAGCACCUGAGAAAUGUUUUGCUUAAGUCUUAACAUUCCCAGCCCUCAACAUAUUCAAGUAUCCCAAAAUAAAUGAAAGGAGACAUACAAUUAUUAUAAAUUAUAACUUUACAAUUUAAUUGACACUUUUACCAUUAUAUUUACAAUAUCAUAAAUGCUUUUGCUACUUUAUUUGUUUUUGUCUUUAAGCAAUCCCUGAGAAUGGAGUUAGUAUUUCUUUUACUCAUUCUUUUUUCUUCUCUUCAUUUUUUUUUUUUUUUUUUUUUUUU